Molecule: messenger RNA, 3646 nt
Organism: Pecten maximus
Lineage: Eukaryota; Metazoa; Mollusca; Bivalvia; Pectinida; Pectinidae
Product: sodium-dependent phosphate transporter 1-like
Biological process (GO): phosphate ion transmembrane transport
Cellular component (GO): membrane
Molecular function (GO): phosphate transmembrane transporter activity
Source: RefSeq, a predicted model, not a curated record
AUUUAACCUGAGUCAAAGUCACCUUCAUAACCGUUUUGUUUGAACAAAUGCUUUACAUGUAGGAAAGCCUGUCUGAUCAUGAGUGAAGCAUAUGGAGAGGAAGUUACGUCAAUCUACUGCGCGCGAAAUUUGGCGCUAUUAUCAAAUGUAAACACAGAAGGCACGUUUUCGACAACGCGAGUUUUUUUUCAGCCGAUUACAGGUUUGGAAAUCUAACAGUUUUAAGUAACUGUUGAAGAGAGUGAACACCAGGUUUGAGAAGAAAAGAGAUUUGAGGGAAACUUUCCAUUGUUGGACCAGAGCCUUCUUUCUGAAGAAUGCUCGUCGGUGAAGAUGCAUUGCCGUUUGUCAUAGUGGGGUUUAUAAUCGCCUUUAUUUUGGCGUUUGGAAUUGGAGCAAAUGAUGUUGCGAAUUCAUUCGGGACAUCUGUGGGUGCUAAAGUGCUUACCCUUCGACAAGCAUGCAUCCUGGGAACCAUAUUUGAAAUUGCUGGUGCCAUCCUGAUAGGAUAUCGUGUGUCGGAUACAAUACGUAAGGGUAUAAUUGAUGUUUCAUUGUACAACAAUGGAUCGGAGACACUACUACUCGCAGGAAAUGUCGCCGCGCUGUCAGGGUCCUGUGUGUGGUUGCUGGCUGCAACAUUACUUAAGCUGCCUGUGUCCACCACUCACAGUAUCGUUGGAGCUACUGUGGGGUUCUCUCUUGUGGCUCACGGCAUUCAGGGCAUCAACUGGAAAAAAAUUGGCCUCAUUGUUGGAUCAUGGUUUAUCUCCCCUGUCAUGUCGGGCAUUAUCACUGUGUUUUCAUUUUGGAUCGUCAAGAAGCUCGUAUUGAAACGGGCUGAUCCCUUUUCUGCUGGGCUGAAGAUAUUGCCAGUGUUCUAUGCCUUUACGACAGCUGUCAACGCGUUUUCUGUGUUUUACAAGGGAUCCAGUCUCCUGAUGUUUGAUAAGAUUCCUCUAUAUGGUGUGUUCAUCCUGACGUUUGGACUGGCGUUCAUUGUCGCACUGAUCGUUUACUUCGUAUUUGUGCCACGCUUCAAAGCAAGAAAAUGGCCUUCUGAAGUACAAGAAGAAGAGAGUCCAGAUGGAAGUAUGAAUUUGGAGAGGGCUGUUGAGACGGCCCUGUCACCAGAGGAACAACAAAAAAUGCUUACGAAAGAUGUUGAAGCAGCUAACUUCAUUGAUAUAGAUGUUGAUAUUGAAAACAAAGAAAAUAUCGGAGCUAAGAAAGAUGGCGAGAAAACCCCUUUGAAGGAGAAAAAUUCUCUUGCAGGUAUAUUGAUUGAAAAGGAUACAAACAUUGAUGCGAUACUGGCUGACGCCAAAGAAAUCACACCAAGUUUGACACCAAACGGGAAAGUCAUGAGUAAUGGCCCAUCCCCUCAAGGAAGUAUUACACCGCUUUUGUACAGAGAGUCCACCUCCACAUUUUCAAGUCGAAAACUUCUGCAAGACAACUUUGACGGUAGUCCUGGCAGUAGCAGUAAAGAUUCCAGUAUUUCUGAUCUGGAAAAAGGGCGUGAACAACUCAAGGAUGAGCCGAAAACGGCCAAGUUGUUCUCCUUCCUCCAAGUUCUGACGGCUAUAUUUGGUUCCUUCGCUCACGGAGGAAAUGAUGUCAGCAAUUCUAUUGGUCCUCUUGUGAGCAUCUGGAUCAUUGGUACCCAAGGUAAUGCUCUUCAGAAGGCCGAGACCCCGUUGUGGAUUCUGAUCUUCGGAGGAAUUGGGAUCAGCAUAGGCCUGUGGGUGUGGGGCCGAAGGGUUAUCAAAACCAUGGGAGAAGAUCUGACAAAGAUUACUCCAUCAAGCGGAUUCUGUAUCGAGAUUGGAUCAGCACUUACUGUACUCAUCGCCUCCAAUAUUGGAAUUCCAAUCAGCACUACGCACUGCAAGGUGGGCUCAGUGGUUUGUGUUGGCCGAUAUAGGUCGAAACAGAACGUAGACUUUAAACUGUUCAGAAAUAUAGUUCUCGCCUGGUGUGUGACUUUACCAGUAGCUGGCGGAAUCAGUGCUGGCAUUAUGGCAAUCAUCAUGCAGGUUUUAUGAUAGAGGCCUUUAAGAUCAGGGUGGGGAAUGUACGUCGCACAAGGGGAAUAAGACACAUCAAAAUGUGUUUUCGGGCCAUUUUUGUGUGUCCUAUUCCCGUUGUGCGGUGUACAUUCCCCACCCUGAAGAUGAGCGAGUGUGAAUUUUGCUGGGCCCAAGCUUAAAAAUAGUCCCUAGAAAUGAAUUUUCUCCUUUGCUUUCACCUGAAAUAAAACAUAAUUUCCUAUAUAACAUGGAAUUUCAAUUUUGCAGAUAUUUAAGGAACAUGGAAUUAAAUUCUAUAGGAUAAAAUCUACACAGAGUUAAUAUACCUCAAAUCUGAUUGGUUGUCAUGUCAAUGAUUUAAGAAAAAGGCUGUAUUGACUCUUUUUUCUUUUUCUUUCCUAGAGAUGAUGAAAUUUUUGUAUCUCAUACAUGAAAUAAAACCUGCACGUUGUGGUGUUUACGAGACCACCUUUGGACACUAAAUACUUAAAAUACUUAGAAUUCUGCUCACAAAACUGAAAAGAAAGUAAGGGAAAAAAUAGAUUUAACAUGCUUAAGGAUGAUUUUGAAGCUUGGGUCCUGGUUAUUAUUGAAUAAAUUAUAUUUUGAGGAUGUUCUACAUCUGAAGUGUUCCUACAGAAGCGAUACGACUGAAUUUGAUAACCAUUCUUUGCUGGCGUGAAAGAUUUUCCAGACAGAAAAAAAGAAUAUGAAGAUGAAAGAAACAAGUGUAUGAUACUUGGACCAAAUCACAUUUUUACCAGCUGGAUUUUACAUUUACUUAACGUUAUCAAAGUAAAUUCCAUGUAUAUGAUGAGAAUAUACUGUAACUGUGUUCCUUCUGUAGUGAAAUUAUAUCGUAUUUGUUAUAUAGUGUUAAAUGUUCACUAUAUUCUAACCAUUCUUAUAGUGCUAAUUGAUAAUGAAGUUCUGGGAAUGGCUUCAACAUUAAUUCCCGUAGGGACUAUAGUUAUAAUUAUGUACAACAGCUCUCUAAACAUACUGAUAAUGAUGUGCAUCUGUUACAAGGAGUCUUGUUGUUUUAAUUUUUUUGUUUACUGAAAUUAUUCUUGUAUUCAAUGCAGUCCAGUUCAGUUAUUUAUAGAAAAGUAUACAAAUGCAUAGAUUUCCAAAGUUGGAGACAAUCGGUACAUAAUUAAGAUCUUGUUUGGGGUUUAUAAUUCAGAUGACAAACCAACAACCAGAAGCUUAAUAAAAAAAAACAGGGGCAGGUAGAUUAGUUUGUUUGUUUGCUGGGUUAAUCGACUGGUGAAAUUAGUUGCUCGGGUCAUUUUGAAGCGGGGUCUCCUUGUAGUAGUUGGACACUACCGCACUGAACAACAUAUAGGAGGUCCGUAGCAAACACCCAGAGCAAUUAAGGGUUGAGUGUUUUGCCCAUAGGCACAAGCAUGACAGCACAGACAGACCCGUUUCUUAGGAAUCUGAGAAACACUAACAACAUGGGUAGGAAGCGUCGAACUAGGUUCAUGUAGAUACACUCCUGACUUUGAAAUCAUUUUCCAUAGCUAGGUAGAUAUGUAUAGCCAGAAAAGGCUAGUUAGCAUGCCAGUGUUCUUGUUGAAGCGUCUUCUUUUGAAAAUUAAAAAAAAAAA